Molecule: messenger RNA, 609 nt
Organism: Enterobius vermicularis (human pinworm)
Lineage: Eukaryota; Metazoa; Nematoda; Chromadorea; Rhabditida; Oxyuridae
Source: the annotation of a GenBank genome assembly
AUGGAAAAUAUUUCGUCAAGAAACGUACUGCAUUUUCUGGCAGGAGCUCCAAGUCCUGGUGCUUAUGCCACAGUUGAGAAUUUGCUUGCAUCGGGACGAUGUUAUGUCAAUGAGAGAGCAAAGGAUGGUAUAACACCUCUGCAUAUUGCUGCCGCUACUGACAACUUCCCAAUCUGUCAACUACUGCUAUCUUUCGGAGCAGACCCACUGUUACCAGAUGAAAAAGGAAGCACAUGUUCUCUUGCAGAAUUUGUAAGCGCAGUCUUUUACGUUGGCAAAGGAAAAAGAUCACGACCAUUAGAGCACCUGGUGGAUGCAGUACGUUAUAAAAACUUGGGCAAAGUAGUAUCGCCAAGAGCACAUUUGCAGGUAAUUCUUUUCUAUCCAAGAUUAAUCCAUGUUUUUGCUAUACUUCCAGAUUACAAUAUCUUAGGAAAGUGGUUAAGCAACUUAACUAACAUCAAACGAGGAGAUUAUUACGGUAAGGGCAAAACAUGGAGUAUUCGAGAAAAGACUGUUUUUGGCUCAUUUUUGUUGACAGAAGCACUGGGCAUCCUUCGCAUUGAAGGAUGUAGGCAGCUUUUUGAGCGGGAUGUUGCAGCCGUUUAG